AUGGUCCAUGGCCACGUGGCAAAAACCCCCCACAGUUCGAACAUAUACGUGCAGACGACAAUGGUCGACAUGUACGUGAAAUGCACCCAUUUGGAAUGCGCACACCAACUAUUUGAUGAAAUGCUCGUGAGGGACUUAGCUUCUUGGAAUGCUAUUAUCUCGGGUUUCGCUCGAGAUGGAUAUUUGGAAAAGGUCUCCUUGUUAUUUAGGAGGAUGAGGGUCGAUGACGGUGUUGUGCCAGAUUCAGUUACGGUCAUGGAUUUGACCCGAUUGGCGUCAGGGAUGAAACAUGCCAUGUUUUUGCACUCUGUUCAUUGUUUUGGGUUGAAUUCCGGGUUUGAAAAGGAUGUUUCGGUUGCUAAUACUUUUAUAUCUUGUUAUGCAAAGUGCGGCGAGUUCCGCUCGGUGGAGAGGAUUUUUCUCGGCAUAGGUUCGGGUACUCUUAGUGUCGUCUCGUGGAAUGCCGUAAUUGCGGGUUUUGCGAAUUUCGAGGAGCUGGACAAAGUCGUCCAGUUUUACUUAAAAAUUUUGAGGGAUGGCUACAAACCCGAUUUGAAUACGAUUCUUAAUUUGCUCUCGUCCUUUGCCAGUCCCGAAUUUUUAUCCCACGGUGUGGCCGUUCACGUGCACGUAGUGAAAUUAGGGUGUGAUGUGAACAUCCGCUUGCUUAACACGCUCGUCUCCAUGUACUCAAAGUGUAGAGAUAUUAACUCGGCUUGA
Striga asiatica is the source of this 720-nucleotide messenger RNA. The record is from the annotation of a GenBank genome assembly. NCBI's taxonomy places the organism in Eukaryota, Viridiplantae, Streptophyta, Magnoliopsida, Lamiales, Orobanchaceae.